UAAUUAAGGAAUCUAGAUAUUGUACCACUCUUGCCAUUAUCUCAUUGUCUCACUUUCUUAUCAUAAUGGAAUUUGAAAAAUUAUCCAGUGAUAUUGAAUUAGAGGAUAAUGAAAAUAAACCAGAGAAUGAUUUA
Messenger RNA from Diversispora eburnea, 134 nucleotides. The record is from the annotation of a GenBank genome assembly. Lineage: Eukaryota; Fungi; Glomeromycota; Glomeromycetes; Diversisporales; Diversisporaceae.